UUGAAUGCUUCCCGUAUUUGUCAGUGCAACGUGGGCUGUGAGACAUAGGAAGCAAUACUAAGCCUUAUCACUGAGUCACAGAAGGAAAACAAAUUCUUGGCAAGAUCACAUAAAGCCAGUGAACUGUCAGAACAACCCGUCAGGAGCAGCAGAAACUCUUUUACUCUGAAUCUAUGACCAAGCAACCCUGUAGACAAAGAACCAGGGAAAGAAAAGAAGUUGGCUAAAGUUUGGAAGCACACGCACUGGGAAAGCUCAGUUGGAAGUUAUCAGAAUGCUAUCAAGCUACUUGUCAUUUGUGAGUUGUGCUUGCACAUUCCUGGCUAUGUCAGUGUACAGCUCCUACCAUAAAGGAACAGAGAGUUUAGAAAAGCGCCAUCAUCGGAUUCAGCAUGGAUCCUGCAGCUACACCUUUCUCCUUCCAGAGAUCGAGAACUGCCAACCUUCCCCUGAUUACCACAUAUCCAAUUCACUUCAAAGGGAUGCUCCUUCACCAGUGGAAUCUAACUGGUCUUUAAAACGGUUGCAGCAGCUCGAAGGCAUCCUGGAGAACAACACACAGUGGCUGCAGAAGCUUGAAAACUACAUUCAGGACAGUGUGAAGACUGAAAUAGUGGAGAUCCAGCGGAACGUCGUGCACAACCAGACUGCAGUCAUGUUGGAAAUAGGAACCAAUCUCCUGACUCAAACUGCAGAACAAACACGCAAGCUCACUGAUGUGGAAACACAGGUUCUGAAUCAAACAUCACGGCUUGAAAUACAGCUGUUAGAAAACUCGUUGUCAACCAAUAAACUGGAGAAACAAAUCAUGGUGCAGACACAGGAAAUUACUAAGCUCCAAGAAAAGAACAGCUUUCUGGAACAGAAAGUCCUAGAAUUGGAAGGUAAACAUGAAACGGAGCUCCAAUCAAUAAAAGUGGAGAAGCUGGAGAUACAGGACCUGCUGGUGAAGCAGAGCACAAUUAUUGGAGAGCUUGAGAAGCAUCUGAACAUUGCCACAGAGAAUAACAGUGCCUUACAACACCAACAAGUUUUACUAAUGGAGACGGUUCACAACCUGCUGAAUAUGGUUUCCCAUUCCAAUGUAGAAUUUCGUCAAAUUCAAAAAGAAGAGCCAGUAGUUUAUAAAGAUUGUGCUGAAGUGUAUAAAUCGGGAGUAGCUAGAAAUGGAGUCCAUAUACUCCAUAUCCCAAACACAACGGAACCAGUGGAGGUGUUCUGUGACAUGGAGACAAACGGAGGUGGAUGGACAGUCUUCCAGCAUCGUGAAGAUGGGAAUGUUGAGUUCCACCGUGACUGGAAGGAAUACAAAUUAGGAUUUGGUGAUCCUCAUGGAGAGUAUUGGCUAGGAAAUGAAUAUGUUCACUUGCUCACCAGCCAGUCACCUCAUGUCCUACGCAUUCAACUGAAGGACUGGAAUGGAAAUGAAGCAUUUGCAGUCUUUGACCAUUUCUUUCUGGAAAGUGAGGAGCAGAAGUAUCGGAUCCACAUAAAGGGUUACAGUGGAACAGCCGGGAGAACCAGCAGUUUCAGCCCCUCUGGUACACAAUUCAGCACCAAGGACGUCGACAAUGAUGAAUGUGGCUGCAAAUGCUCCCAGAUGGCGUCUGGAGGAUGGUGGUUUCAGGCCUGUGGCCCUUCUAACCUGAAUGGCAUGUAUUACUCAGGUGGGAUGAAUACAAUUCGAUUUAAUGGAAUCAAAUGGCAUUACUGGAAAGGCUCACACUACUCCCUCAAGUCCACCACCAUGAUGAUCCGACCCGUGGCUUUCUGAACACUGCACUGGAAUCCCUUUCCUGAACAACUAGUAGAAUUUGUCAUCACAUGUGAGGGAUAUUCUGCAUCCACCACACAACUGCUGAUUUAAUUAUAUUAAAUCAUUUGGCACAUACUGGUGGGAUGUCAAUUUUGAAGGCUUCAUCCUUAGCUGCCAGCCUGCAAAUUACAAGCAAGUCAUUUUGUUUUAAAUCUUCCUGCCCAUCUUCAGUGAUGAAAAGUUUGACAAGAAGACUCUCAGCAGCAAGCUAAAGAGAGAAUAUUAAAUGACUUGCGAUUAACUAGGUCCUGAAAUAGAAAAGACCCUUGGGGCUUCUCCAAUUCAACCUGAAUGGUGUGUCACCUGUUGGCAUAAUCUGGAUUCAGGGCAAAGUGUGUUUAAAAAUGUUUAUUCUUUAUCAGCUGCCUUCACUGUUGUUUUCAGUAGAUCCACCUUUGCACCUGCACACUCCCUGAGUAGGUAUUGAGUCUGAUGAGCACAGCAGAAGGAAACCAAUUCAUGAAUGCAACAUGUUUAACUAUUUAACCUAUGUUUGGGCACUCCCUUUGUACAUCUUUUUUUUCUUUAGGAGGAAAGAAAAGCACUGCAUAUUUACAUGAUUGUGGUUACUCAUCUGGGUCUUUUCCAGAAUUCUGAGGAAGGCAAGUUUUCUGGGUAGUUUCAGCUCCCUCAAUAGCUAAUGUCUACAGCCUGUUCCAAAGAUUUUGUUGCUUAUCGGCUAUCACUACAUAUUUGUAUUCUAACAGAUGUUCCAUUCACUGCAGAGCUAGCUGUUUGCAUCAGUGUGAUUUCAACAUUUUGUUUUAAUGUAACAAAGAUAAAAAGUAACAAAAGUAGAGAAUCUGAGGGCAGGCCACAUCGCUGUUCUGUGUAUACCGUUAAAUGUCUUCCAAUACAUGUUGCCUUGGUCAUAUUACUCCUUUGCUUCGAGUGUCUGCUGUACAACCUGCUGUGAAAGUUUCAAUUAUUUGUUGAAAUUUGAGCAAACCCAUCCAGUUUGAUUGCCACUUUCAAUGAAGAAAUUAUUGUUUUUGAGAGCAGGACUGUUUUGGGAAUAGGUUAUUGUGCUUCCAACUAUUGUUCCCGAAGUCCUUGUUAUUCAAUAGGGCCAGGAAUUAGGGAGGAAGUCAGAUGUCAAUUCUGUGAGCAAACAAAUUAACUGCUGUAAAGAUUCAUUUGGGAUGCUUGCAACUGGGAGAUACUCUUGAAGCAAUUAACUGUUGGUUUUGUUUUUGAAGCAAAAGUGGGUCACCAACAGUUUUAAAGUAUCCCAUUGACACUGCAUACAUUUUUUCAAAUAUAUACUUUAUUCAUAUAUAAUAGAGCACAUUCACAUGUCACAAGAGUAUUCCGUUCAUACAAGAUUCACAUUAUAUCAGCACAGCAUGAACUUUUCUUUUCCCUGUUCCCCAAUCAAACAAUCCAAGGGAUUUCCAUGUGGAUUCCAGCCCUACAAUGUGACCUUAAAUUAAGGCCGUUCCCCACAGAAGCUUUGCAAUGGCUGCACCAAGCUUCAGCACACAGUCUUAUAUCUUGGUGUCUGUCGGUCUGCAGUAUUUUGUUGUGGACAGCUCCUUGCACUCAAAGACCAGCAUGUUUCAAGUAGACCAGAGGCCACCUUUCACCAAGUCAUUAAUUUUCCAGCAGGAGUUGAUAUUUGUCUCACUGAGCAUUCCUGGGAACAGACAGUAGAGCUCCAAGUUAUUUGUUAUGCAGGCAUUUGGGAUGAAUCUCAACGAAGACAACUGCAUCACUUUCCCAACUUUCUUGGCAACACACAAUCCAGAAGGAGAUGGACGACAGUCUCAUCUCCAACAUAGCUGUCUUGAGGAUAGCGUGCAGGCAUGCUGAUUCACAGACUGUCUGUUCAGGACCUGUCAGAGAGAGAGAAGACCCUUUUUAACAUCAGCCAAGCAACGUCUUCUUGUUUACUUGAAAGUUCUAGUGACAGACUCCUCUGGUCAAGAGUCAUAGAGUUAUAAAGCAUGGAAGCUGACCCAACUUGUCCAUGUUGACCAAGCUGCCUUCAUGAGCUGGUCCCAUUGCCUGUGUUUGCCCCAUAUCCUUCUAAACCUUUCCUACCCAUAUGUCUUUCAAACAUUGUAAUUGUAUUGCAUCUACCACUUCCUCUGGUAGCUCAUUCCACAUAUCCACCACCCUCUGUGUAAAAAAAAUUGCCCCUCAUGUCCCCUUUAAAUUUUUCCCCUCUCACCUUAUAUCUAUGCCCUCCAGUUUUAGAUUCCCCUACCCUAGGAAACAGACUGUGGACUGUUCAACUUACCUAUGCCCCUCAUGAUUUUAUUUACCUCAAUAAGAUCACCCCUCAGCCUCCAACACUCCAGGGAGAAAAGCCCCAGUCUAUGCAGUCUCUGUGAUGAGGCAUUCUGCCAAAUGAUAGUCUGGUUGGAGAUCCUUCCAACAGGAUCCACCAUCUCCAUUUCCUGCAAUGCUUUGAGGAUAUUCCGUGCAGACCAUUGUCUUAUACUGUACUGCUUUCAUUAAAGCAGCAUAUAAUUUCUACAUUGUCAGACUACUUAUCUGAAAUCUAGAAAUGGAUAAUCAGUAAGCACCCUCAUCUACAUAUUGGGAAGACUGAUGCCACGUUUCUAGUAAUUUCUAGGGUAAUUUCUAGUAAUUUCUAGCCUAGUAAUUUCUAGGGUAGGGACAUGUUCGGCACAGCUUUGUGGGCCGAAGGGCCUGAAUUGUGCUGUAGUUUUCCUAUGUUUCUAUCUUCUUCUCUCCUUAUCAUAAACUCUCUCUAGCCAUCUGUUCCUCUUCCAUACAAAUGAACCAGACAGUCUGCAUCUUGGUGGCACAUUUAACAUGAGAUUAUAGUUUCUAACCAUAAAUUUGCAUCAUCUCCACCUCUGUAAUAUUGUCUGAUCCUUCAGCUCAUUACACCUGAAACCCUCAAGUUUGCCUUUAAUGCCUCCAGACUAGGCUAUUCCAAUGCACUCCUAGCUAGUUUACCUCAUUCUAUUUUUUGAGGCCAUCCAAACCUCUGUUGCCCGUCUUCUAAUGUCCUAAAUUCCUUCUACCCAUCAGCCCUGCCCUUAUUGCCCUGCUAAAUACUUAAAAAUUUUAAAUUUAUAUUUGUUUUCAAAUACCUCCAUUACCUUAGCCUCCCUCUCUUUUUAAUUUGAUCAGGAUUCAGCCCUCCAAUUUAUCUGUAGUCCAACAGCAACUUUGAUUUUAAUUGCACCGCUGUCAAUGGCUGUCUAUUCAAGCCCACCAACUCUGGAAUUCGGAGACACAUGAGACUGCAAAUGAUGCAAUCUGGAGCAGAACACAAGCUGCUGAAGGAACUCAAUGGGCCAGGCAGCAUCUGCAGAGGGAAAUGGACAGUUGGCGUCCAGUCCAGAUGAAGGGUCUCGACCCAAAACGUCGACUGUCCAUUUCCCUCCAAAGAUGUUGCUUGACCCACUGAGUUCCUCAAACAGUUCAUUUCUCACUCUGGAAUUCUGUCCCUCAACCUCUCAGAUUCUCUUUAAAGCAUAUCAUUUUCACAAAGUAUUUUGGUGAUAUGCCCUAACUUGAGGUAUGGGUUCAAUUAUUCUUUGCAUUAUAUAAAUGUAAGUCAUUGUUGUUUUUGGAAUUUGGUAAUACCAAAUCAAGCAUUACCUAAGAGAAAGCAUUAGACACUAUAAGAGAGAAGUAAACAAUCUUUACACAAAUUGCAGCUUUUUCCAACUUCAGUGGAUGAUUUCCUCCGCUUUCCCUGUUGCGGUUAUUGUGUAACCUCCGUUACGACAAUAGCAGAAGAUUGACAAUUCUUCUGGCCUCUGAGUUUGAAACUGCCAAAAUGCCUGUGUGAAAUUGUCAGGGGUUGAACCUCACUGUGUUUUCCAGCCACCCCCUGCAGGAACACAGAUGCAGGGUAGCAGGAAGACAACUCAGCCUGGAAUUAUGUUGUCACAAUAAUUGAUUGGCAAGUUUUUUCUGAUAAAACUGCAAUAUUAAUAAUCCCAUUGCCAAGUGUUAAAUGCAUAACAUGGCUCUUAACUGUUAGUCUCUUGUUUCACACACUCUUAGUCUGUAAAGUAGAACACAGCUGCACAUUCAAAUAUUGGAAUACUGCUCCAAGUAAAACAAAGAGAGGUCGAACAUUACAACCAGUUGCAGCAACAAUUAAUUACAGCACAGAAUCAUAUGUAGAUCACUUAAUAAUACUUCAUGAAACGUAAAUUUCAGAAAAUACUCCUUUUCUGACAGCGUGUCAGAUGCUAAAAUGAAUCAUAACUGGCCAGUCCGAUCCUUGUAGAACCCAUUAAGCCAUCUGGAAAUGACAUUGAUUUAGUGUUUAGCAGGCCCAGUAAGGCUUCUGCUUAAACGUAUCCACAGACAUUUUUUUAAAUAGUUAAUUGAAGUAAGUCAUAUUAAAAAUACUGAUUGAUUAGUCAUUGUUUCCAGGAAAUGGUAUUGACAUGCUAUAGCUUGAUUAUUUACUGUUUCCAAUAUAUAUAAAUAUUGGGAAAGAUUACAGCGACUUACUCUGCCAAAAGAAAAGUUAAAGCUGAUAUGCAAAUGUUUUAUGUAUUUUCUCUUUUUUAAAAUUAUGAAGCAUGGACAUAUAAUUUACAGCAGCUUUUGGGUUAAUUUAAGAAAUAAAAGUAUCCAUAGA
Molecule: messenger RNA, 6398 nt
Organism: Pristis pectinata (smalltooth sawfish)
Lineage: Eukaryota; Metazoa; Chordata; Chondrichthyes; Rhinopristiformes; Pristidae
Gene: angpt2b
Product: angiopoietin 2b
Exons: 9
Coding region: 275-1774 (499 amino acids)
Biological process (GO): Tie signaling pathway
Molecular function (GO): receptor tyrosine kinase binding
Source: RefSeq, a predicted model, not a curated record